Messenger RNA from Sparassis crispa, 1626 nucleotides. Its product is annotated as replication associated protein. Bases 1 to 1626 code for a protein of 541 amino acids. The record is from RefSeq and is a predicted model, not a curated record. The transcript is spliced from 2 exons. Lineage: Eukaryota; Fungi; Basidiomycota; Agaricomycetes; Polyporales; Sparassidaceae.
AUGCCACCUAAAUGCAGACGUGGUAACAACGGCCACGCAUGGCCGCAUGCAGGUCGUCGAUCGACUGGCAGCAAUGGAGAUGAACCCGCAGAGGGUAGUGGCAGGGCACCCUAUAAGCUGCAGUCGCCAAAGGUACUGGUGAUGUGGCCCAAAGCAGAGCAAUUCGACGAGGAGAAGGUGAUCGAACUCAUGCGGGGGCUGGGGGAGGGAAUCAGGCUCAAGAUUGCGCACAAGGAUCAUGCAGAUGGUACACCGCACUAUCAUGCGUACAUCGAGUUCCAAUCUCAGCCAUCCAUCCGCGAUGCGCAGAACCGGCUUACCGUCAACGGAAACAAGCCGUCAUUCCAACCCGUGGUCAGGACUCCAGAAAAGGUCUGGAAGUACGUUGGAGACUCCGACAAGGCCAGCACAUUCGUAGUGCAGGAUUACUUCCCGCCCGGUCACUUUCGGCCCCCUCCCAGACAGGAGGUGCGCUCGGUGGCCACAGAAUUGGCUGAGGCUGUCGAGGAUGGCUCACAUGAGCAGGCCCUCGAAGCCCUAAAAAACAAGGCUAAUCACAACUACACUCACAUUCGCGACAUGUCCACCACCUCUGACGAGUUUAUGAAAUAUAUGCUCCAGCACGCUACCUCUGACUACUUCAAGAAUUUCGUCAACAUCAAUACGGCGUCCAAAAACGCUUUCAAGCCUCCCGAAGUGCCAUACGAGCGCCCACUGGGGCUGGUCAUUGACCUUGAGCACUACCCUGAAAUUUCCGACUGGGUCGAAAAUGAGUUGAAACCGCGACUCGGCAAAGGCUCGCAAGGUAGCAGGGGCAAGUCUUUGUGUCUUUACGGAGAGUCCAGGACAGGAAAAACCCUAUUUUUCAGGAGCCUUCCUGGAAACCACAUUUACAUGCACCACCUGUUCAAUUCAACUGAGUUCUUAUCGAAGCCAGAAGCAGACUUUGCCAUCUUCGAUGACUUUCGGAGCCUCGAAUAUUUGCCCUCAUUCAAGUGCUGGUACAGGCAGCAGCAUAGGUUCACCAUUACAGACAAGUACAAACCCAAAGAGAUGGUUACAUGGGGGCGUCCUGCUAUCUGCCUCGAGAAUGACGACCCUCGCAACGGUCCCAAGCUCACCCCUGGUGAUAUCGACUCGCUGAAUAUGAACAUGAUAUUCGUAGAAGUCACAGGGGAACACAAGCUUGCAUGGGUCGACUCCGAACAGGUGGACCUAGCGAAAGCCACCGCGGAGCAGGAGGCGCUGCGUGCCACUGAAGAGGUAGCUAUGGUGCCUCUCGAGGGCUUUUCGCCUCCAUGGUCGCUGGCAGAUGACUCGCAGUCGGAGGAUGAGCUCUUCGUGGCCAACACGGAGUGGGAGUCGACGCUCUGGGGGCCCGAGCCAGUGCAUGAGGAGCCCAAUUUCCCUGAAGACGACUCUUCGCCGCUGUCUUCUCUGGAUACGGAGUCGCCCCCAGCGCCAGAGGCGCCGAUGGUGGUGCCACGAGGCAUCAAGCGCAAGCGAGGAUCCAAUCCCUUCGUGGACGAUGAGGCGGGCGUUUCUGGUGAUGAAGACGAGCAGGAGGACGACGAGGAUGAAGAUGGCCAUCUCGAAGGCUUUGUUGUGCCAGACCAUGUUUUUUAG